CUGCGAUUUGAUCGGCGCUCAGUUGAUCAGAGUCACUCGAACGCGCCGCUGCUCAACGAUUCGGAAUUGGCGCGCAAAAUCAAAAAGAAAAUAAAUUCAACUUACAAGUUUUUUUAUAUAGUAUACCCGCUCAAAUAUUUACGCGCUGCAACGGAUUCGCCGUCAAUUCGAAAUGCUCAUGAUGUGAUGUUUGCUGAGAGCUGCGCCAAGUCAGCCGAUCUGCCAUAACAAAAAAAAAACUAAUUCCCGGCGAAAAUGUUCUACUCAAUCUGCUAAUAAAAAGGCCAACACAAAAGUUUAGUUAUAUAGAGGAAAUAGAAACCUGGUUACGUAACUGCUUCGAUAGAUCGACAUGCAUUUUAGCAAUGAAACGGAAAUGAACCAAUGUCCUAAUCCGAAACGCAGAAACCUCGAUCCGUCGGCACCAAAAAACUGUAGUACUUCGUCAACGGACUCGGGAGUGAUACUAAAUGAAAAUGUGGCGACAUUUCGGCCGAAAAAGGAUGGGGAGACCAAAGAUCGGGGGACGAACGAAGGGCAGUCCGAAUCAAAAUCGGAAACGAAAACGGAACCCAAACGCAUCAGCAUCGAGCACACUGUGAAUAUAACAAAUGAAAAGGCCGGGAAGUCAUCUUCGCCGACGGUUUCCAUACGGAGCACCACCAUUUCCAUUGUGUCCAUCGAUGAGAAUGCCGUGGACUCCAGUUGCAUCGAUAGUGAUUCGGAGGCCGAGGCCGAGGAUUAUACGGUCCAGAAGCUGGGUCACCAGGUCACCUACCCGCCCAACAGUUCCCACCUGCGCGACCUCAAUGAGGGUCUAAAGGUGGUAAGCCACCAGGUUGCUCCGGGUCAGUCGGACAUUCCGCCGCCACUGCAAGCCGGUGUUGUGGCCAAGCAGAUCCUGAACGGAAGCCUCGCAGUGGCCACGCCCACUUCUCCGCCGGGCGGAACGACCCAGGGCAUCGGGAGCAUCGCACUCACAAACUCCACUGACGUGACCUUCGGUGAUAAGCACUUCUACGAGGGACCCGUCACGAUACAACAGUUUCUCAUCGACAACCGGGACAAGUGGAAAGCGGGCGAAGGACCAGGCGGUGGGCAGGAUAAUCCCGCCUUUAAUGGCGGGGCAACCACAAAUGGCACUGCGCCGGGCUCAAAGCUGGAGGACCCGGUAGCUCCACCCAUCUGUCCCUUUCUUCCUACCUCAAUUGGUCGAAGGGCUCUCAUAGCAACAGUGGCUUUUGCGUGUUUAACCAUCCUGCUGUUCGUAAUUUUGGCGACCACCACAAACCUUUUUGGGAAAACGUUGAACCAAAGUAAGCUCGGCGAUGUCGACGAUUCCAGACAAAAUAUUCCAAUCAAUUCAACAAUAGAUCAGGACAAUAUUGGCGGCGGCUUGAUACUGAGGUUCGUGGAGCGUCAGCAAUGGCUCGCCCAGCCGCCGCAAAAGAAGAUUCCCGAUCUGGAGCAGCCCGUAAAGUUGGUAAUAGUCCUGCCAACAAACUCGGAUGAUUGCAGCACGCAGGCGCAAUGCGUUUUUCGGGUUCGCCUGCGACAGUCGUUCGAUAUCGAGUCCGUGCAGGAGGACGAUAUAGUCUUUAACUUCCUGAUCGGCGGCGAUGGCAAUGUGUACGUGGGACGCGGAUGGGAUCAAGUGGGCGCCCACAUGGCUGGCUACAACUCAAGAAGUCUUAGCCUGGCCUACAUUGGUUCAUUUCAAACGCGCAAGCCGUCGGACAAACAGCUCAGCGUGACUCGACUUUUAUUGGAGCGCGGCGUUAAGUUGGGGAAAAUUGCGCCAAAUUAUCGACUCACAGCGGCCAGUAAAUUGGAGCCCAGUCUUACGCAAUACAAAGCGGAUGUCCUCUACCAAAGCUUUGGCAACUGGACGCAUUGGUCGUGAAUAGUUUUAUGAACAUUGAUUUAAGGAAAUUAUUGUCAGUUUCGUAUUGAUAUUGUAGCAUAUAUAGGUGUUCUCUCUUAAUUCUGUGGCAUAUUCGCGUUAGCUAGAAUUACUAUUCGUUUGGAAAAAAGAAUGUGAUAUUAAAUAAAGCAAAAUGAUUAUUA
This is a messenger RNA of Drosophila ficusphila, 2067 nucleotides long. RefSeq names its product peptidoglycan-recognition protein LC (gene PGRP-LC). Gene Ontology annotation, molecular function: zinc ion binding; N-acetylmuramoyl-L-alanine amidase activity. The coding region runs from base 353 to 1903 and encodes 516 amino acids. The transcript is spliced from 4 exons. Gene Ontology annotation, biological process: peptidoglycan catabolic process. The record is from RefSeq and is a predicted model, not a curated record. Lineage: Eukaryota; Metazoa; Arthropoda; Insecta; Diptera; Drosophilidae.